UUUCAGGUCAUCUUGCUCUCCUCCCACCUUCGUCCCGCCACUGGGGGAAUCAUCGGAUCCCGACAGAAGGUGUGGGGGCGGGGUGCAGAGCUGGAGGUCUGGGCAGGAGAGCCAUGAGCAGCCCGGAUGCGGGGUACGCCAGUGACGACCAGAGCCAGGUCAGGUGCGCGCUGCCAACGAUGAUGGCCGGGAUGGGUCCCUGCCCUUGGGCAGAGUCUCUGAGCCCGCUGGGGGAGAUGAAGGUCAAGAGCGAGUCCAGUGCGGGCGCAGGGAGCGGAGGCAGUCCUACUGCUGCUGCUGCCGCCGGGGCUGCGGGCCGUGGCAAAGGAGAGUCCCGCAUCCGGCGGCCCAUGAACGCGUUCAUGGUGUGGGCCAAGGACGAGCGCAAGCGGCUGGCACAGCAGAACCCGGACCUGCACAAUGCAGAGCUGAGCAAGAUGCUGGGGAGGUCCUGGAAGGCACUAUCUCUGGCUGAGAAGAGGCCCUUUGUGGAGGAGGCCGAGCGGUUGCGAGUGCAGCACAUGCAGGACCACCCCAAUUACAAAUACCGGCCUCGCAGGAGGAAGCAGGUGAAGAGGCUGAAACGGGUGGAGAGUGGCUUUCUCCACAGCCUCCCCGAGCAGCCCAGCUCUGGGCUGGGUCCAGAGGGCAGAGUGUGUGGGGACAGCCUGGGACUGCCUUUCCAUGAGCAGGCCUACCACCAGGGCCAGGGAGUGCUGCCUCCUCAGAUGGGACACUACCGCGAGUGCCAGAGCCUGGGUCCUGGCCCUCAGUUUGACAGCUACAACCUGCCUACCCCUGAGGCUUCUCCCAUGGAUGGCAUGGAGCCAGAUGCAGCUUUCUUCACGUCCUCUCUCCAAGGGGACUGCCAGCCGGGACCCUACAGCUAUCCUGUAGCUUCUGAAUACUCUGUGCAUCCUGACUCUCACGCGGGUCCCGUGCACCACAGACACAUGCAGGAACCCCUGGCCCACUCUUUGCAGGGUCUGAUGGGCCCCUCCAACCCUCUGCAUAUGUACUAUGGUCCCAUGGGCUCCCCCCAGGCUGGGGGCGGUGUCCGUGGUUUCCAGAUGCAGCAUCAGCCAGGAUCUAGUCAACCCUCUCCUCCGCCAGAGACUCUACCCUGCAGGGAAGGCCCAAGUGCCAGCCAACCUGCUGAGGUCCAAGAGACUGGGAUCCACACAGAGUUUGAACAAUAUCUUCAUCAUUUAUGUAAAGCAGAGUUGGAGCUUGAUGGUGACCAUAACCCUUCAACUGUCUCCUCUAUCAUGUCUGAUGCCAGUUCUACAGUCUAUUACCAUAACUAUCAAAAUAUAUGACGCUCUGUGUUACUCACAGACCAAAUCCAACAAUAUAAAUGAUGUUGCAAUAUCUAUCAGAGUGAAGGCAAACUAAAAAUGUACUCUGCCCCCAAUUUUUUUCCAGUUAUAUGGGCAUUCUUUUAGUUUUAUUUAUGUUUAGAUUCUUCAUAUUUCCUGUGGGCAUUUGCUAAAGAAAAUAAUGAUAAAGUUAUAUAAUAGUUUUCUUUGUAAAAAUUUUCUAUUUCCAACUACACUUUUAGAAUUUUUGUGAAUCUGCAAAUAAGGCAGAAUGUUUUUUUUUUAAGGAAAAAAAUUGUUUUCUCAGGAAAGUAUAAGGGAAUUUAGCUUCAAAGGCUCUAGUUAAAAGUGUUCUCUACCUCUAUAAGAACAUCCCCAAAGGUGAAAACAUAAUAAACUCGAUGAGAGGUUGUAUUGGUAAUAUUAUUACAUGGAGUUGAAUUAUAAUUAAGACUUUCUUAUGCAUAUAUCACUUCAUGAAUGUGAGCUAGGAUAUUAAUUUUUUUAUCUUUGCCUUGUCACCUGCAUUUUUAACAGAUCUCCCCUUAUAUAAGAAACAAUAUAAAAGAGAAUAUGUUAACAUAAUCAACCAAAUCUCACAUGAUAUGCAAGUGUUUCAUACUCGCAAUCCCCUAUGUGAUUUUUCUUCUCAUAACUUUCAUAAUUGUAUAAUAUUUAGGUUUGAUUUUGUGGUUUUGUUCUUCCAUUGAUUUUGUUGUAGUCAUUGUACAUACUGUUUUCCUGGUUUAUUAUGUUUCACUUUGUGUCAAUUCAUAGAAGUCUUCUCCUGAUUCUCUGUAUUCUUCAUAGUCAUGAUUGGUUACCAUGCAGUAAUGUUCCAUCAUAAUCAUGUACUAGCAUGCCAUA
Molecule: messenger RNA, 2186 nt
Organism: Dromiciops gliroides (monito del monte)
Lineage: Eukaryota; Metazoa; Chordata; Mammalia; Microbiotheria; Microbiotheriidae
Product: transcription factor SOX-17-like
Exons: 2
Coding region: 114-1319 (401 amino acids)
Biological process (GO): angiogenesis; vasculogenesis; positive regulation of transcription by RNA polymerase II
Molecular function (GO): RNA polymerase II cis-regulatory region sequence-specific DNA binding; DNA-binding transcription activator activity, RNA polymerase II-specific
Source: RefSeq, a predicted model, not a curated record